Xylona heveae TC161 is the source of this 1820-nucleotide messenger RNA. Its product is annotated as putative hexaprenyl pyrophosphate synthetase Coq1. Gene Ontology annotation, molecular function: prenyltransferase activity. Gene Ontology annotation, cellular component: transferase complex. The coding region runs from base 143 to 1531 and encodes 462 amino acids. Lineage: Eukaryota; Fungi; Ascomycota; Xylonomycetes; Xylonales; Xylonaceae. The transcript has 2 exons. Gene Ontology annotation, biological process: ubiquinone biosynthetic process; isoprenoid biosynthetic process. The record is from RefSeq and is a predicted model, not a curated record.
UAUGAAUUAACUCACCACCCAAUUCUCGCGACUCAGCAGUUUUGGGGCCUCAUUGGUGGCUCCCUAGUCGUGAAUUUUCUUAUACGAAUACUCUUCUCUGUUUAUAUCGGGAAUUACCCUCCAAAGCGGUCAAUUUCAGAGGAUGGGUUUCCGCCCUUCCCGAGCUUCAGGGCUUUUCCGUAGCUCUUUCACAGCUCAACAACGACCACGUAUAUCCACAUGCCCUCAGUGCACCCAGUCAUUGAGUUUCCGAACUCGGGCGACUCCAAUUACCAAUUUCAACUUCACGCAUCAGCGGAAGUCGUCAACAUGGACGGCAGCAGUCUCGGCGGCGCAGAAUCUGAUGAGCGCGGCAUCAGCGUCGUCUAAAGAGGCCGCCGCACAAGGCGUUUCAGUUGAUCCAUUACGCAUCGUUGCAAAGGAGAUGAAAUUCUUGACAAAGAAUAUUCGACAAUUACUUGGAUCGGGACACCCUACCCUCGACACGGUCGCAAAGUAUUACACGCAUGCUGAAGGCAAACAUAUGCGGCCGCUGGUUGUGCUCCUCAUGUCUCGAGCAACAGCCUUGACACCCACUAUCUCCAGGCAAUCAUUUGCUACACAGACUGCCAGCGUUGACAGUCCCAUCUCCCCAUCUUCGAUCCUCCUCGACAAUAACCCUUCAUUCCCAGAAACGAAUCCCCUCACUACCGAACCAGCUUCGUUCACGUCUACCUCCGCCCCAGACUCAGAUAUCCUCCCUUCGCAACGUCGACUGGCUGAGAUUACGGAGCUGAUCCAUACCGCAUCGCUCCUCCAUGAUGAUGUCAUUGAUACUUCCGAGGCUCGACGAGGUUCGCCGUCGGCGAAUAUUGAGUUCGGCAACAAGAUGGCCGUGCUUGCAGGCGACUUCUUGCUCGGCAGAGCAUCAAUAGCCUUGGCUCGUUUGCGGGAUCCCGAGGUAAUUGAGUUGAUGGCAACAGUGAUAGCCAAUCUGGUCGAGGGUGAAUUCAUGCAGCUUAAGAAUACCGCGCGGGACGAAAAAUAUCCAAAGUGGACCGAGGAAACUAUCUCAUAUUACCUUCAAAAGACGUACCUCAAGACGGCCAGUCUUAUCAGCAAGUCCUCUAGAUCGGCUGCUCUAUUAGGCCAAAACACUCCGGAAGUUGUGGAGGCAGCCUAUCAGUUUGGCCGCAACCUAGGCCUGGCCUUCCAGCUCGUUGAUGACAUGUUGGACUACACUGUUAGUGCACAGGAAUUAGGCAAGCCAGCUGGCGCCGAUCUCGAGCUGGGUCUCGCCACUGCGCCGCUGCUGUUUGCCUGGAAAAAUGAACCUGAGCUUGGCGCGCUUGUUGGAAGGAAGUUCUCGAAGGAAGGAGACGUGUUGAGGGCUCGUGAACUCGUUGCUCGAAGUGACGGUGUUGAGCAAACCCGCGCUUUGGCGCAGGAUUACGCAGACAAAGCGGUUGCUGCCAUCAGCCCCUUCCCAGAGAGCGAGGCGAAGGACGGCUUGAUUGAAAUAUGUGUCAAGACAAUGAACAGACGCAAGUGAUCUCAACUCCUCAAAUUUUGCAUCCGCGAUUGGAGUAGGAAUUCCUUUGUUUGGUUCUUUUGUCGUCUUGCAUGCGGGCCUUCCACGAGCUCGAUGGACAACUGUCUGGCGGGCUGAAUGGUUAAGAGUCUAAAAAUGAAAUGUUUCCCUUUAUAUGUAUCUAUAGCGUCGCCUCUUAUAACAUUGUACUAUAUAGAACAAAACCGCUCGCGCUGGGAAUUUUCAAUGUAUCUGAUAAAUGGGAUAGAUAGAUCGCAGUCGACGAAUUUAGAAUUGUAGUCCCCUCGUC